Messenger RNA from Egretta garzetta (little egret), 3439 nucleotides. RefSeq names its product Sad1 and UNC84 domain containing 1 (gene SUN1). The record is from RefSeq and is a predicted model, not a curated record. Gene Ontology annotation, biological process: nuclear envelope organization. Gene Ontology annotation, cellular component: nuclear envelope; meiotic nuclear membrane microtubule tethering complex. Gene Ontology annotation, molecular function: protein-membrane adaptor activity. NCBI's taxonomy places the organism in Eukaryota, Metazoa, Chordata, Aves, Pelecaniformes, Ardeidae. The transcript has 24 exons. Bases 345 to 3065 code for a protein of 906 amino acids.
CGUCCUUGUAAGCCAGGCGGCCUGUUGUGGAGGAUCCUGGGGCUCGGAUUCUCAGCAAAACAAAGUUUUUGGUCCCAUCGCCUGGUGUUGGGAGCGGUGGAGCUCGCUUGAGCACAGCGCAGGAUCUGAAGUGCUUAAAUCCCACUGGGCGGCUGGGUGUGUUGUGCAAGCGCCACAAGUCUUAGAGGAGAACACCAAGCGAAAGGGAAAAAAAAUCCAAAACAGGCUUGAGUGGGAAGGAAACAGCGAGGAGGGAGAUGCAGGAACACUGGGAAAGAAAGUCAGUGAGGAUCCAAGCAGCAGAGGCAGAAGUGAGAAUUAGAGUAUGAUUUGAAUCAGUCAACAUGGACUUUUCACGUCUACACACGUACACUCCUCCCCAAUGUCUGCCAGAGAACACUGGCUAUACAUAUGCACUCAGUUCAAGUUAUUCUUCAUCUGCUUUGGAUUUUGAGACUGAAAACAAAAUAGAUCCAGUAUUUGAUUCACCAAGAAUGUCACGGCGUAGUUUACGGUUAGCUGCUGCAGGAUCUAGUAAAUCAGAUGAUGCACGAAGGGAUAUGCUUCAUGACAGCUCUUACGCCGGAAACAUGUCCUUCAGAGAACAGUCUUCUAACAUGGUGAAGCAACGCAAAAGUAUGAAUAAACAAUCUGGCAGUGUAAGACACACACCAAGGAAAAAUCUGUCCAGCUCUUCCAUUUUUAGCCAAAGCAGUUUCAAUAGCCAUGCCAGCGAUGCAUCAAUGGUAUCCACUGUAUUGGAUGAAUCUUUAAUUCGAGAGCAGACGGAAGUUGAUCACUUCUGGGGUCUUGAUGAAGGUGACCCUAAAGGUACUGAUACUACACUGAUGCAGGGAAAUGGUGAUACAGCAGCAGCAGAAAUGCAGACCCCAAUGAUCAAUGGCUACGCUUGCAGUGACUGCAGCAUGCUUUCUGAACGGAAGGAGGUUCUUACAGCAUACUCAGCUUCUCAUGUGCCAUCUUCCAGAAUUUACUCUAGGGAUAGGAGCCAGAAACAUGCAUCCAGAGGAACCUAUUUCUACGUGAGUAAGAUUCUGCGAUUGGUCAGACAUGCUGCAGCAUCUUUUGCGUCACUAUUAGUGCAACUAUUUCAAAUGGUUUUGCUGAAGCUGGGUUAUGAAUUUAAAGCUCACUCAGACUACUGUGGAAGCAUGAAUGUAAAGGAGUUUUACAGAGAAGAUAGCCAUCUGGGUGCAAAUGAGGAAUCAAUAUGUGAUGACUGUAAGGGGAAGAAACACCUUGAAAUACACACCACAGACCACAUGCAAUCCUCAUGGGCUAAAAGGGUAGCAAGGACCAUUUGGCACACCUUUUCUUAUGCAGGUUACUUUAUGCUUCACAUGUUGCGAACAGUGGGAGCAACGGGAUGGCUUGUGUCUCAGAAGGUGUUGUCUCUACUUUGGCUGGCCAUUCUUUCUCCAGGGAGGGCAGCUUCUGGCAUGUUCAGGUUGCUUAGAACUGGGUGGUAUCAACUUGUUACUCUGAUGUCUUUGCUCAAGGUGUUUCUUCUUAGAAGAUGCCUUCCGAAGAUCUACAAGCUAUUACUGUUUCUUAUCCCACUCCUGUUUCUACUGGGUAUAUGGUUCUGGGGGUUUGAUGGCUUCAUUUCAUUAUUACCUUCAUUGAACUGGACAAGAACUGAUAGAAUACAGCGAAUAGAUGAGACUCUUCGUGUUCCUGAACCACAAGCUGAUUCUUUUCACUCUGUGCAACCUCCAAAGGAUACAAUAAGCAUCUUUGAUUCUGGUCGUAUAAGAGAGCUGGAAAAGCAAAUGGCCUUCAUGUCUGACAGAUGCCAUCACCAUGAUGAAGAAUAUAGCAAAGUGAUGCUUCUACUUCGUAAUCUUCAAGAUCAGGUUGCCCAGAUGAGUGACAAAAGUGAAACAUUGAAGCUAAUAAAAAAUGUGAUAGGUCAACAUCUUAAAGAUAUGAAACUGGAGGAAAGGCCUGACUUCCUGGCUUUACAUAAAGAACAUGAGUUGCGCAUCCUGACGCUGGAAGACCUUCUUGGAAAACUCUCUUCUGAAUCCAAGGACAUCCAGAAGGAGCUUGACAUAGCCAAAGCAAAAACAGUGAGAGAUGAUGAUGAACAUAGUCAACUUCUGUCUAAAGUUAAAAUGCUAGAACUAGAGUUGUCUCGGAUGAAAUCGGAGCUGUUAGCUGGGGAAAGUGUGAAAAUGAGUUGUGAGAAAAUAGACGUCAUUCAUGAGAAAGUAGGUGCCCAGGUCAAAGAAUCUGUCAAGCUAAUGCUUUUUGGUGAUCAACAAGAAGACUUCCCUGAAUCGCUUCUCCAAUGGCUUAUGACCAAUUUUGUGAGCAAAAGUGACCUGCAGACUUUGUUGCGGGAUCUAGAGUUGCAGAUCCUCAAGAAUAUUACUCUCCAUAUGUCUGUUACAAACCAAAAACUAACAUCUGAAGUAGUAACAAAUGCUGUGACUAAUGCAGGGAUUUCUGGAAUCACAGAAGCGCAAGCACAAAUUAUUGUAAACAAUGCACUGAAACUCUACUCUCAAGACAAGACUGGUAUGGUGGAUUUCGCCUUGGAAUCGGGAGGUGGCAGCAUUCUGAGUACUCGCUGUUCUGAAACCUAUGAGACCAAAACAGCAUUAAUUAGCCUCUUUGGAAUUCCUCUGUGGUACUUCUCUCAGUCUCCCAGAGUAGUGAUUCAGCCGGACAUGUAUCCAGGAAACUGCUGGGCAUUCAGAGGAUCACAGGGGUACCUUGUUGUUAGACUUUCAAUGAAGAUCUACCCAACUGCCUUUACAGUGGAACACAUACCAAAAACACUGUCACCAACAGGAAAUAUCACCAGUGCUCCUAGGAACUUUUCAGUAUAUGGUCUAGAUGAUGAAUAUCAAGAAGAAGGUGAGCUUCUAGGACAGUAUGUCUAUGAUCAAGGAGGAGAACCACUGCAGAUGUUUCCAGUGAUGGAGAAAAGCGACAACGCAUUCCAAAUAGUGGAACUGAGAAUUUUUUCUAACUGGGGACAUGCGGAAUAUACAUGCCUUUAUCGGUUCAGAGUGCAUGGGAAACCUGCCCAAUAAUCUUCUACACUACAGCUUGGGUUGUUUUUGUUGUUGUACAUUUCGUUCUCAAUUUGUAUAUACCGGAAAGCAUAGAACACUGGAAUCCUUAAAGGACGAGGAUGAAGGAGAAAUACUGCAGAACUAUUGGUGAUCCUCUGAUAAAGGCAGAAGACUGUCAGCAGAACUGUAUAAUGAAUAAUUUUUAUUUGCUCUAAUGCUCAGCUUGUAAUUGCCAGUUAGCUUUAUAUUUUUGAGUCCAUGCUGAGAGAAACAAUGCAUGCAAACUACUCUGGUUCAUAAAGCUCAGUUGGCAAACAGGUGACACCUAUUUUAUUACAAAUGAAUGUAUAGGGUUUUUUAAAAGAAUAAACCACACUUUCUGCAACUAGGAA